AUGGCCGACCCUCGGGGAAUAGAAGAACAUCACCAACAUCAAGGCACACCCUCCAAGAUCCUCCGCCCUGUCAAAGCCUUUCUCAAAGAAGUCGGUCUCCUAACCAUCUAUCGCUCGCCCUGGGACACAAAAAUCCUCAUCCUCCAGCGCUUCGUCCGCCUCUUCGCCUACGGCGGCUCAACGUUGAUCCUCGCCUCCUACCUCUCCGACCUAGGCAAUGAAGAUGCACGGAUUGGCCUGUUCAUGACCCUAACCUUGAUCGGGGAUGUGUUUAUUAGUUUCCUAUUGACCCUAAUAGCCGACCAAUUGGGACGCAGAUGGAUUCUCGUGCUGGGCGCCGCCUUGAUGUCGGCCAGCGGCGUGGUGUUUGCCCUGAGUGGGAACUACUGGGUUCUGUUGGCCGCAGCAAUUUUGGGUGUCAUCAGUCCUGCUGGCAAUGAAAUUGGGCCCUUCCGUGCAAUCGAGGAGUCAACCAUCGCCCAUCUCACCGCCAGCUCUGAUCGCAGCGACGUUUACGCCUGGUAUUCUCUCAUCGGGACCGCGGGCACAGCCCUGGGGUUCAUCGGAUGUGGCUGGAUCAUCACGUUGCUUCAACAUGAAAAGCACUACGAUUCUGUUCAGGCCGAUCGCAUCAUUUACGUCAUCUACGCGGCCGUCGGCGUUACCAAGAUGUGCCUGGCUCUUAUGCUUAGCAAAGAUUGUGAGGUCGAUGCUCAGCCAAAAUCCGCGAACCCCACUGAGACGGCGCCCUUGCUGGGCAAUGACCGAGGAGAGCAAAAUAAGGACGAUGAUAUUUCGAAGAAGGGACGAUGGAGACUCUUGCCGGAAAUCAGCAAGGAAAGUCAAGUCGUCUUGGUACAAUUGUGUGUGUUGUUCGCGUUUGACAAUUUCGCGUCCGGGUUGGCGCCCUUGUCCUGGGUGACCUACUUCUUCAAGCGCAAAUUCAAUUUGCCCGAGGGCAAGCUGGGGUCGAUAUUCUCCAUCACCGGCAUCAUCUCUGCGCUUUCCAUCUUCGUGGCAUCCUCCAUCUCGAAGAGGAUAGGGAAUGUCAAGACCAUGGUCUUCACUCACCUCCCUUCGGCCAUCUGCCUCGCAUUGAUCCCUAUCCCUUCCACGCUGUCUGGCGCCCUCGUCUUCCUCAUCGGCCGUGCCUGCACGCAAGUCAUGGACGUGGCUCCGCGCUCCGCUUUCCUCGCGGCGAUUGUUCUGCCACAUGAACGCACCGCUGUCAUGGGAACCAUCAACGUCGUCAAGACAUGUGCCCAGAGCAUGGGUCCCGUGAUCACCGGCGUCCUCGGAACAAACAAUCACUUCUGGGUUGCAUUUGUCGCGGCUGGUUCCCUCAAGGCGGCAUAUGACCUUGGGUUACUGGCGCUGUUUGCGGAGCGAAAGAGCCGGGAGGAGAGAAUGACGGAGAGGAGGGAUGAGGGCGAAGGAGCCUAG
This is a messenger RNA of Cladophialophora psammophila CBS 110553, 1443 nucleotides long. RefSeq lists its product as uncharacterized. Bases 1 to 1443 code for a protein of 480 amino acids. Gene Ontology annotation, biological process: transmembrane transport. NCBI's taxonomy places the organism in Eukaryota, Fungi, Ascomycota, Eurotiomycetes, Chaetothyriales, Herpotrichiellaceae. Gene Ontology annotation, cellular component: fungal-type vacuole membrane. The record is from RefSeq and is a predicted model, not a curated record. Gene Ontology annotation, molecular function: transmembrane transporter activity. The transcript has 4 exons.